Molecule: messenger RNA, 663 nt
Organism: Adineta steineri
Lineage: Eukaryota; Metazoa; Rotifera; Eurotatoria; Adinetida; Adinetidae
Source: the annotation of a GenBank genome assembly
AUGCCAGAUCAUCGUUCGUAUCAAGAUCCAUUUUAUGGAUGGACAACACCAAAAGCAAUAUCUUUAUGUGUACAUGCACUUAAAGACUGUAGUUCAUUACCAUUUGAUUCAAUUAAAAAACUUAUUUCUUUGAGUGAAACACAAAUUCUAAAUGAAGAAACAACACCAUCAUCUCUUGAAAUUUUAACAAAAAUGUCUAAGAAAUAUUCUGUUUCAAUCGAACAAUUAAUUCUUAUUUUUAAUGGUUUUGUUCAUGUAAUACGUUUAGCAUUAAAACCACCUGCAGCAUUUCUUAAAUCCGAUACAUUCAAAGAUGAUUUACGUGAUUUAAAAUUUUCCGAACAAAUAAUUGAAGAAUUUCAUAAUAUUCUUUUUGGUGCUAAACGUGAUCAAUUGUAUAAUGUUAUUCAAGAACGUGAUCGUCCACGUCUUCCAUUACUUCAAACAUUUGAUUGGAAUCUUGAUGUUACUCUAACUACAGCAUCUUUAUCACGAUGUAUUGAACCAUUGCUUCUCUUUCAAUUUCGUACAACUGAUAAUCGAAAUUUAUCAUUUGAAGUUCCAAUAAAAAAAUUUAAUGAAUUACGUUAUAAUACAGCAUUAUUACUUAAAGAAAUGGAAGAAGUUGAUGGAAAGCAAGCAUUGAAAUUACUUGAAACAUAA